GAAGUGAGCGACUCCGGGCCUGACGACCAGCUUCCGGCCGCCGCGGGCGAGAGGGCUCGUCCCCGCGGGGAGGGCGAGGGGGCGUCUCCGCUUUCCUCCCCGAGGAGCUGGAGGGUGACCUCCGGGCUGUUGACUCUUGACCUGCUUGGAUCCGGAGCAGGUUGCAGAAUGAACUGUCGCUCGGAAGUGCUGGAGGUGUCGGUGGAGGGGCGCCAGGUGGAGGAGGCCAUGCUGGCGGUGCUGCACACGGUGCUCCUGCACCGGAGCACGGGCAAGUUCCACUACAAGAAGGAGGGCACCUACUCCAUCGGCACCGUGGGCACCCAGGAUGUCGACUGCGACUUCAUCGACUUCACCUACGUGCGGGUCUCCUCUGAUGAGCUGGACCGUGCCCUACGCAAGGUUGUUGGGGAGUUCAAGGAUGCACUGCGCAACUCUGGCGGGGACGGGCUCGGACAGAUGUCCUUGGAGUUCUACCAGAAGAAGAAGUCUCGCUGGCCCUUCUCCGAUGAGUGCAUCCCGUGGGAGGUGUGGACGGUCAAGGUGCACGUGGUCGCCCUGGCCACGGAGCAGGAGCGGCAGAUCUGCCGGGAGAAGGUGGGCGAGAAGCUGUGCGAGAAGAUCAUCAACAUCGUGGAGGUGAUGAGCCGGCACGAGUACCUGCCCAAGAUGCCCACGCAGUCGGAGGUGGACAACGUGUUUGACACGGGCCUGCGGGACGUGCAGCCCUACCUCUAUAAGAUCUCCUUCCAGAUCACCGACGCGCUGGGCACCUCGGUCACCACCACCAUGCGCAGGCUCAUCAAGGACACGCUUGCCCUCUAGGCCGUGGCAGGUCCUGCGCGUCUGGGAUUGCACUACACGCCCCCCGGGCUCGGAACGGCUGUGGGGCCCGAAUGGGGCUUGGGAGCUGCCGCUCCCUUGCAUUGUGUUGGCCAGACUGUCUCUUCACUGGCCAGCACUGCCCCCCAUGCCCCUGGGGGGUCCCCAUUCUUUCUCCACUGUGCAGGAGAGUCGGCGCUGAGAUGGUGACUCGAGUGGAGAGGAUGCCUGGGCUGAGCCGUCUGUCCCCGGGCCUGUGUGCUACCUGAGACAGGAGCACUUUGCAUGGCGAACCCGGGUCAUCUGGAGUUGGUUGGGGCCUUUGUUUGAGACCGAGGGGAAUGGUGGCUGGGAUUAAAGAUCAGUGAAAACAGA
Sorex araneus (European shrew) is the source of this 1197-nucleotide messenger RNA. It is a transcript of the gene ATG101, whose product is annotated as autophagy related 101. Gene Ontology annotation, biological process: autophagosome assembly; autophagy. The coding region runs from base 169 to 825 and encodes 218 amino acids. The record is from RefSeq and is a predicted model, not a curated record. Gene Ontology annotation, cellular component: phagophore assembly site. NCBI's taxonomy places the organism in Eukaryota, Metazoa, Chordata, Mammalia, Eulipotyphla, Soricidae. The transcript has 3 exons.